Messenger RNA from Cutaneotrichosporon cavernicola, 2334 nucleotides. RefSeq lists its product as uncharacterized. NCBI's taxonomy places the organism in Eukaryota, Fungi, Basidiomycota, Tremellomycetes, Trichosporonales, Trichosporonaceae. Gene Ontology annotation, biological process: ribosomal large subunit export from nucleus; ribosomal large subunit biogenesis. The coding region runs from base 1 to 2334 and encodes 777 amino acids. The record is from RefSeq and is a predicted model, not a curated record. Gene Ontology annotation, cellular component: nucleolus. The transcript has 4 exons.
AUGGUCAAGUCUCGCUCCAUGCGAGGCAUCCUAGUCACGGACAACCUGCCGCAGCUCCAGAACCUCGUCAAGCGUGACCCCGUCGCGUACAAGGAGGAGUUCAUGAUCCAGUACAACCACUACCUCUCGCUCCUGCGGCUUCAGACUGUUGCGCCGGCUGCGGGAUCGUCAAAUGACAAGACGACUGACAGCUUCGAGGACCUCAUUACCUUUGUCUCGCAGUGCGCGCAGUGCUAUCCCAAGAUCACCGAGGACCUGCCGAAGCAGCUGAGCGCCAUGCUGCUCGGCAAGGACGGGUUCAUGAUGCUCAAGGGCGACACGCGCGAGACCGCUGUGCGCAACCUCGUCAUGUUACGCAACAAGGACGUCAUCGACUCCAUUCAGCUUCUCCAGACGCUCCUUCCCCUGCUCCCGCACGCCGGGCGCGACCUCCGCCAGACUAUCCGGAGAACCAUCCUCACCGACCUCAAGACGUCGAACCUGAAGGCCAAGAACCACCGCCUCAACCGCGUCGUGCAGGGCUUACUCUUCGGCAUGAUCGAGAGCGGCAUGGGCGCCGAGGUGAUCGGCAACAAGGGCAAGGGCAAGAGCAAGGAGACGGGCGGCGAAGCGAUGUGGGCCGUCAUGAUGGUGCGCGAGCUGUGGCGCAAGGGUGUGUGGACGGACUCCAAGACUGUGUCCAUUGCCGCACUCGCAGCGUUCCACCCCAACACCAAGGUGCAGUCUGCGGCGCUGCACUUCUUCCUUGGCUCGGACGCGGACGCGGAUCGCGAGGACGACAGCGACGACGAAGACACGGUCGCAAACGCCCGGCGAGACCUCAAGGGCGCACAACAUCGCGCUGGGAUCAAUAAGGACGGGAGGAAGCGGCAGCGCCAGGUCGAGAAGCUCAACAGGGCCACGAGCAAGGCGAGGAAAGAUCGCGCGACUCAAGUUUCUGUCAACUUCCCCGCACUCGAGCUCCUGAACGACCCGCAGACAUUCGGCGAGAAACUCUACGAUAACCUCCACAAACACGACAAACAGUACUCGCUCGAGCACAAGGUGCUUAUCAUGCAGCUGCUCUCGCGCGUCAUGGGCGUGCACAAGCUCUGCAUCCUGGGCUUCUACACCUACAUUAUCAAGUACCUCACCUACCACCAACUGCAGGUCACGCUCAUCCUGGUUGCGCUCGCGCAGUCGGUGCACGAACUCACGCCUCCCGACGUGCUCACGCCGGUUAUCCGCAAGCUCGCGCAGGAGUUUGUGCACCCCGGUGUUGGCGCCGAGGUGAUCGCUGCCGGUAUCAAUGCGAUCCGAGAGGUGUGCCGUCGUCAGCCGUGGUGCAUGGAGGAGGACCUUCUGAGCGACCUGAUCGAGUACAAGAAGUCCAAGGACAAGGGUGUCGCGACUGCCGCAGGUGGUCUUCUACAGCUCUUCCGCGAGGUGAACCCCGGUAUGUUGCGUAAGCGCGACCGUGGAAAGACGGCAACCAUGGGCCUUAUCGACGGCCAGGUCGCCGCGUACGGCUACUCCAAAGUCGCGGCGGAGGGCAUCGAGGGCCUGGAGCUUCUCGACGAGCACUUUGCUGCGAUGCGCAAGGAGGCGAACGGCGGGGUCAGCGAUGACGAGGCGGCGUUCGACGAGGAGGACGAGGGCGGCUGGGACAACUUUGAGGUCGAGUCGGACUCGGACUCGGACUCCGAGGGCGGGUGGAUGGACGUCGUGUCGGACGGCGACGACGACAUUGUCAUGUCUGACUCAGACGACGACGAGCCCAAGGCCAAGAAGCGGAAGACCAAGGCUAAGGACGAGGCCGAGGAGGAGGACGACGACGCCAAGUCUGUCGCCUCCACAUCGACUACAGCUACCGAAGCGAAGAAGUUAUCGCUGCUGGCGCAGCAGAAGAUCCUCACGCCUGCCGACUUUGCGCUGCUCAACGAGCUGCGACUCAAGGCCGCACAGGAUGCGGUCGAGAAGGGUGGCGGUUCGGCGGCCAAGCGCAAGCUUGCACAGCUCGAGGCAGCCAAGCGCAGCACGACGGCCGAGGAGCAGUCGCGUUUCCUGACCGAGGGCGAGAUUCUCGGCGUUCGCAAGCGCUCCAAGAUGACGUACGAGGAGCGCAUGGAGCACAUUGCCAAGGGGCGCGAGGGACGCGAGAAGUUCGGUUCGCUCAAGGGCAAGAAGAACAAGGAGAAGGCGUCUUCGAGCACGAACCGCGAGAAGGCGCGCAACAAGCCCCUCAUGAUGGCAGUGCAUUCGAACAAGGUCGUGCAGAAGAAGAAGGCGAGUCUGCGCGACAAGCAGAUACGUCUUCGUGCUUCCAUCGAGAAGCAGAAGAAGAUGAAGCACUAG